Molecule: messenger RNA, 1845 nt
Organism: Phalaenopsis equestris
Lineage: Eukaryota; Viridiplantae; Streptophyta; Magnoliopsida; Asparagales; Orchidaceae
Product: chaperone protein dnaJ 49-like
Exons: 3
Coding region: 228-1337 (369 amino acids)
Biological process (GO): cellular response to misfolded protein
Cellular component (GO): endoplasmic reticulum membrane
Molecular function (GO): Hsp70 protein binding
Source: RefSeq, a predicted model, not a curated record
GGUCGAUUGUACUUCUGGUGACGUGCUUCCUGUCUGAAAAAUUCCUUCAUCUUUCCGGAGCCACCCCGUCUUCUUCAUUUUCGAACCCUCGGAGACUCUGGUCCUCCUUCUUCCUCUGGUUAUUUGGGGAGAUCAGUUCUAAUUUGAUAGCUGGAUCUACCUAAUCCAGAACCUUCACGGCGGAAGGAAGAGGCUGAGAUACUGCGCUUCGUUUUUUUUUUUUUGUGAUGGAUGGGAACAAAGAUGAAGCGCGGAAAUGCUUGCGGAUCGGGAAGGAAGCUCUGGAUUUGGGUGAUAAGUCUCGCGCAAUCAAAUUCCUUAUUAAAGCGCGUCGUUUAGAUCCUACCCUCGCCAUCGACGAUCUCGUCUCCUCUGCUAGCGGAGCUGCGGCAGGCUUUGCUGAUGAUGCCGGCGAUGCUACUAGUAACGAAUCCCAAAAAAGACUGGAAAAAGCCGCACCGGCUGUUUCAUCUUCUGCCAAUUUAAGGUCUAGGGUUAGGUCGUCGAUGCCUUCCGAUAAUGGGUCAUCGGCAGCUUAUACGGAGGAACAGAUCGCGAUUGUCAGGCAGAUUAAAAAGAAGAAGGAUUACUACGAGAUUUUGGGACUAGAGCGGAGCUGCACCGUGGAAGAUGUGCGCAAGGCAUAUCGGAAGCUUUCCUUGAAGGUUCACCCGGAUAAGAAUAAAGCGCCUGGUGCGGAGGAAGCGUUUAAGGUUGUUUCUAAAGCUUUCCAGUGCCUUAGCAAUGAAGAAAGCAGGAAAAGUUAUGAUGUUUCUGGGACGGAUGAUCCUGCUCCUGUGAGGAGGCGCCAUCAUUCUCAUGAAUAUGGCUUUAAUGGUUUCUAUGAUGCUGAUGUUGAUGCGGAUGAGAUUUUUAGGAACUUCUUCUUUGGUGGGAGGCAUCCGGCAACCACCUCUUUUGGUGCGUUUCAGUUUAGAACUGGUGGCAUGGGUGGGAAUGGUGGCCAUGGGGUGCAAGGUUCUCGUAGUUUUGACUUGCGUGCUCUCAUACAGAUCCUGCCUAUCAUUGUACUGCUACUGUUCAACUUCCUUCCCUCCUCCGAUCCUCUUUAUACAUUCAGCCGGUCCUACCCAUACGAGCACAAGGUUUUGACAUCAAAGGGUGCACCCUUUUAUGUGAAAUCUGCAAAGUUUGAGCAAGAUUACCCUUAUCAAAGUUCUGCAAGGAUUGCAUUGGAGACCCGCAUUGAGAGGGAAUAUGUUGGUCUGCUUGCACAGAACUGUCGGCUUGAGUUACAGCGGCAGCACUGGGGUUUCCAGCACCAGAAGCCUUACUGUGACAUGCUUCAGAAGUUCCAGGAAGGAGAAGCUGCUUGAGACCUUCUAAUGAGGCCAUAUAUCUCUACCAUGAGUGGACAUUCUAGCUGAUAAAGUGACAGCAGCAGUUUUUCCUUCCGAUGAGGAAUUCAUGGUGUUUUGAGUUAUUGGAUUCCAAGAUUCUAAUUGUUGCUGUAUUCAUCAAAAUUUUCAUCAUACUAUAUCAGAAACCAUACUCUGUAACACACUGAGGCUGUAGCAGUGGAGUUAUCAGUGUAUGAUACACCAUAUAGUUGGAGAUGUGCAGAGCUUGAUUUAUCCAUUUUGAUUUUACUUAAUAGUAUUAUACAUAAGAAUAAUUGUCUUUUGAUUGCAGUCUCCUUUCAAUAAACUUGGAAAAUUGAAUCAUUUACCUGCAGAGUAGAUGUUCUGCUACCUUCUGGGCUUGGAUUCAGUUAUUCAUUGUACUGUAAUAGGGAUACAUAGAAUUUCUAGUUGUGAUUAUCAGCUAUAUUGUACGCUAACUAAUAUGAUUUUCUGCUUGAUGAGUGUAGCAGUAAUUGCAGUC